CGCACGGAGUCAAGUGGACCAGCCCGGCUCGCCCCGCCCCGCCCCCUCCCCGCGCAGGCGGGGACUGGUCCCGCCGAGCCCGGUGGCGGGAAAGGCCGCGGCGCCGCUCUCCUGAGGGCCGCCGGUUCCGCGGGGCUCCUGAGGACCCGCGGGGAGCGGGCCUCACCAUUCUGUCUCCUCUGUCUCCACCCUCCUUUACCUCUCUGUUGGCUGGUCCACUGAUGUAUGGACUUGUACAUGAUGAACUGUGAACUUCUAGCCACAUGCAGUGCCCUUGGGUACUUGGAGGGAGACACUUAUCACAAAGAACCAGAUUGCUUAGAGAGUGUGAAGGAUUUGAUCCGUUACUUGAGGCAUGAGGAUGAGACACGCGAUGUGCGGCAGCAGUUGGGGGCAGCCCAGAUUCUGCAGAGUGACCUCCUACCCAUCCUUACCCAGCACCGCCAGGACAAGCCUCUAUUUGAUGCUGUCAUCAGACUGAUGGUGAACUUGACACAACCAGCCUUGCUCUGUUUUGGCAGUGUGCCUAAGGAGCCCAGCCUAGGGCACCAUUUUCUGCAGGUGCUAACUUAUUUGCAGGCCUACAAAGAGGCCUUUGCCAGUGAGAAGGCAUUUGGAGUCCUCAGUGAAACCUUGUAUGAGCUGCUACAGCUGGGCUGGGAGGAACGGCAGGAGGAAGACAACUUGCUGAUUGAGCGGAUCCUACUCCUGGUCAGAAAUAUUCUCCAUGUCCCAGCUGACCUUGAUCAGGAGAAGAAGAUUGAUGAUGACGCCAGCGUCCAUGACCAGCUUCUCUGGGCCAUUCACCUCAGUGGCCUGGACGACCUGCUCCUUUUCCUGGCCAGCUCACCGGCUGAGCAGCAGUGGAGCCUCCACGUGCUUGAGAUUGUCUCCCUCAUGUUUCGUGACCAGAAUCCUGAGCAGCUGGCAGGAGCAGGACAGGGACGUUUAGCUCAGGAGCGGAGCACAGAUGUGGCAGAACUGGAGGUGUUGCGCCAGCGAGAGAUGGCAGAAAAGAAGACCCGAGCCCUCCAGCGAGGCAACAGGCAUUCUCGAUUUGGGGGCUCCUACAUUGUCCAGGGGUUGAAAUCCAUUGGGGAGAGGGACCUCGUCUUUCACAAAGGUCUUCACAAUCUUCGAAACUACAGUUCAGAUUUGGGAAAGCAGCCCCGGAGGGUGCCUAAACGUCGCCAGGCUGCCCGGGAACUGUCCACUCAGCGCCGCUCUGCCCUCAAUGUGAGGCUCUUCCUCAGAGACUUCUGCUCUGAGUUCCUGGAGAACUGUUAUAAUCGGCUCAUGGGAUCAGUAAAGGAUCACCUGCUUCGGGAGAAAGCUCAGCAGCAUGACGAGACCUACUAUAUGUGGGCCUUGGCUUUCUUCAUGGCCUUCAACCGAGCUGCAUCCUUCCAGCCAGCCUUGGUUUCUGAGACCCUCAGUGUUCGUACCUUCCACUUCAUUGAGCAGAACCUCACCAACUACUAUGAGAUGAUGCUGACUGACCGCAAGGAGGCUGCCUCCUGGGCACGCCGGAUGCACCUGGCCCUAAAGGCCUACCAAGAGCUGCUGGCCACAGUGAAUGAGAUGGACAUGUCUCCGGAUGAGGCUGUGAGGGAGAGCAGCCGCAUCAUCAAGAACAAUAUUUUCUAUGUGAUGGAGUACCGAGAACUAUUCCUGACACUGUUUCGAAAGUUUGAUGAGAGAUGCCAGCCUCGCUCUUUCCUUCGUGACUUGGUGGAAACCACCCACCUCUUCCUCAAGAUGUUGGAGCGGUUCUGUCGCAGCCGUGGGAACCUGAUGGUGCAGAACAAACGAAAGAAGAGAAAGAAGAAGAAAAAAGUCCUAGACCAGGCUAUUGCUUCUGGUAAUGUCCCACAUAGCCCAGGAGAACUGGAGGCUGUGUGGCCAGCCCUGGCUGAGCAGCUACAGUGCUGUGCCCAGGAUCCUGAGCUCAGCGUAGACUCCAUGGUUCCCUUUGAUGCGGCCUCAGAAGUGCCAGUGGAAGAGCAGCGGGCAGAAGCCAUGGUGCGGAUCCAAGACUGUCUCCUGGCUGGCCAGGCCCCACAGGCCCUGACCCUCCUGCGGUCUGCCCGGGAGGUAUGGCCAGAAGGAGAUGUUUUUGGCUCUCAAGACAUUUCCCCAGAGGAAGAGAUCCAGUUGCUGAAACAAAUCCUCUCUGCUCCGCUUCCCCUCAUCCUCACUCUGUCUAUAGGGCAGGAGGGGCAAGAGGAACAAGGAGCAGAGGAGGAAGAGGAAGAAGAUGAGGAGGAGGAGGAGUUGCAAGUGGUCCAGGUGUCGGAGAAAGAAUUUAAUUUCCUGGACUACCUGAAACGCUUCGCAUGCUCAACUGUUGUCAGAGCCUAUGUGGGGCUGCUGCGGAGCUACCAGCGGAAUAGCGCUCACACUAACCACUGUGUUGUCAAGAUGCUGCACCGCCUGGCCCAUGACCUCAAAAUGGAAGCCUUACUUUUCCAGCUCUCAGUUUUCUGCAUCUUCAAUAGGCUGCUUAGUGACCCUGCUGCUGGUGCCUACAAAGAGCUAGUGACGUUUGCCAAAUACAUCCUGGGCAAGUUCUUUGUGCUGGCCGCAGUCAACCAAAAAGCCUUUGUGGAGCUGCUGUUCUGGAAGAACACGACUGUGGUUCGAGAGAUGACCGAAGGCUAUGGCUCCCUGGAUGGCGGGUCUUCCAGUCGCAGAGCCCCUACGUGGAGCCCAGAGGAGGAGGCUCAUCUUCGGGAACUGUACCUGGCCCAUAAGGACGUGGAAGGUCAGGAUGUGGUGGAUGUCAUUUUGGCACACUUGAAUUCUGCUUCUCGAACACGCAAGCAGAUCAUCCACCAUCUGGUACGGCUGGGACUGGCUGACAGUGUCAAGGACUUCCAAAGGAAAGGAACCCGUAUUGUACUGUGGACGGAAGAUCAGGAGCUGGAGCUGCAGCGGCUUUUUGAGGAGUUCCAGGACUCAGAUGAUGUCCUAAGCAAUAUUAUGAAGAAUAUCACAGCCAAACGCUCACGGGCCCGAAUAGUGGAUAAACUGUUGGCUCUGGGGCUGGUGGCUGAGCGGCGGGAGCUCUACAAGAAACGACGGAAGAAGUUGGCACCCUCCAGCUUGUCCAAUGGAGAGGAAUCCCUGAAAGAUGUUUCCCAGGGUAAUCUAGAAGAAGAGGAACACCUGCCAGAGGAAGAGAGUGACGAGGAUGAAGAGAAAGGGCAGGGGUCAGAAGCAGAACAAGUCCAAGGUAGCUCAUUCCUUUCAACUGAAAACCUUGGUCAAAGCCUGCAUCAGGAAGGCUUUUCUGCUCCCCUCCUGUGGCUUCAGAACUGCCUGAUUCGAGUAGCAAAUGAUCGGGAAGAGGACGGUGAGUGGACAGUUAAUGAUUUUAGGAGGACUGGAGUAUUAGAGGCCGUUGGAGACCUGGUCAAGGGAUGGAGGACCAGUUCUUUCUUCACAUCUUUACUGUAUGGCUAUUGCCCUGUCCUAGGCUGCUCUCAGGCAGUUCCAUUGGUGCCACUGACAGAGGAAAAUGAGGAAGCAAUGGAAAACAAACAGUUUCAGCAGCUGUUGUGCAAGCUAGGGAUUCGGCCCCCUGCCUCUGAGCAGGAAACUUUCUGGCGAAUUCCAGCCAAGCUGAGUCCCACCCAGCUCCGGAGGGUAGCAGCUUCUUUGAGUCAAGCAGAGGAGGAGAAAAAGCUGCAGCCAGAGCUAGAACCUAAGGUCCCUGGAGAGCAAGGCCCCAAUGAGGAGCACUGUAAAGAGCACCGAGCCCAAGCCCUGAAGGCUCUCUUGUCAGCCCGUAAAAAGAAAGCAGGCUUGGCGUCCUCGGAGGAGGAGGAAACUCCUGGUGGGAACGAGCAGCUGAAGGUAGCACCCAAAAAGCGACAACUGCUGGACAGUGAUGAGGAACAGGAAGAAGAUGAGGGUAGAAACAGAGCUCCAGGAAUCCAAAAGAAGAAACGGUUUCAGAUUGAAGAUGAAGAUGAGAAUGACUGAAGAACCAGAAGCCUAGGGGCAGAGAUAGACCCAUUUGUAGAUGGUGAAUUUAAGUCAGAGUUGGAAGUGUCAUACAGGAUGCAGAAAUUCCUCUUACUGGACAGAAGCAGCAGAGUCCUGGGUUUUGCCAUGGAUUUAGGGCCAAGAAAUUUCAGCAACAGUGUUGGCCCCCUCUGCUGUCAGCCUAUGCUUCUCCUAGUUUUAUCAGUAUGCUCCAGCAGCUCUCUGGAGAUUUACUCCUCCUCUUCUAGAAACCGUUUCUGUUGGUAAUUAGAGCCCCAUGACAAAUGAGAGGAGCGAGUGAAAUAUAGAAAACAUCCUGAACCCCUUUGACUGAUCUGUUAUUGUUGGCCUUCUCUUGGAGGUGGGUCAUAGCACCAGAUGGGGAGCUUUAUGACAUGAUGGAUGGGCGUUUGGUACCACUUUUAGAAGGUACCAGACACUGUCCUCAUUUUCUUUCCUAUGAUCAUCCCCUAGAUACCAGAUUAAGACCAGUUCCUGCAGUUGAGGCAGGGUUGGAAUAUAGUACUCCCUAGAUAAUUAAUAUUUGGUUUGUGUUUGGUAUUCAAUUAAACACAUAAAAUUAAAAGUU
This is a messenger RNA of Lemur catta (Ring-tailed lemur), 4579 nucleotides long. RefSeq names its product timeless circadian regulator (gene TIMELESS). Gene Ontology annotation, molecular function: DNA binding. Lineage: Eukaryota; Metazoa; Chordata; Mammalia; Primates; Lemuridae. The coding region runs from base 226 to 3987 and encodes 1253 amino acids. The transcript is spliced from 28 exons. The record is from RefSeq and is a predicted model, not a curated record. Gene Ontology annotation, biological process: DNA repair; replication fork arrest; DNA replication checkpoint signaling. Gene Ontology annotation, cellular component: replication fork protection complex.